This is a messenger RNA of Antechinus flavipes (yellow-footed antechinus), 6521 nucleotides long. RefSeq names its product EYA transcriptional coactivator and phosphatase 4 (gene EYA4). Gene Ontology annotation, molecular function: protein tyrosine phosphatase activity. Bases 1118 to 3037 code for a protein of 639 amino acids. Gene Ontology annotation, biological process: positive regulation of DNA repair; negative regulation of extrinsic apoptotic signaling pathway in absence of ligand; multicellular organism development. NCBI's taxonomy places the organism in Eukaryota, Metazoa, Chordata, Mammalia, Dasyuromorphia, Dasyuridae. Gene Ontology annotation, cellular component: nucleus. The transcript has 20 exons. The record is from RefSeq and is a predicted model, not a curated record.
CUGUGGGAGGAUCUUGUAGAAUUCCUCAAGUAGCAGGUGGGGGAAUCGUGGUCCAAAGAGUUCUUCCAAUAUCGUUGGGAGGGUGUGGGAUGGGAGUGUGCUGCCUCAGGUAGCAGGAAAGUCUUUGCCAGGGCUAAGAAGAAACUUAGGAGGUAGGUCAUAGCCUUGCCACAGCUUACUUCCAAGGUCCCCAACAAUAGAGCCCAUCGGCUCCCUUGUCCAGCCUUCCACCAAUGACUGCGUUCAGCAGUCUGAAUUGAAAUGAGCAGAAUUCAGUCUUGUCCACUUGCUUUCACCCGGUAACCUCCUAAACUACAGCUUGCCGGUCCAAUAUUUUCUUCGGCUUCAUUGUGCCAUCGCAGCCUCCUCGCCCUGCUGCAGCAUCGGGAACGGCUGUGGAGGUGGCGAUUGUAGGCGCAGCCUCAGGAGUAGCGGCGGCGACAGCAGCAGUAGCGGCGGCAGCAGCAGUCUCAGCCACCCCUCAGCAGGCGUUGCCUGCUCCGGCUCCUAGCUUUUGCACAAGUGCGAAGCAGCUCCUGCGCCGGGGCACGCUCCACUUAGGGUUCCCUAGGGCUUCUUUUUAAACUCAGAAAACACCACCCCCGUCCAGCGCCUCCCCCACCCCAAACGAUUAAUAGCCCUGGAAACUGGGCAAAGGCACCCUCUCCUCAGGACAGAACAGUGUUUGACAACUACCAGAGUGGGGGCUUUCUCUUGGCUUUUUUUUUCUUUUGUUUUGGAAGUCACUCAAAAGUUUUGGCCCAUUUCCUUUCUUUUUCCCUCUCUGAGCUUAGACGUCUCCUCUCACGGACCCCCACCCCCUUUCUUCUCUCCCACUUGUGUACACUAGUUGUUGGGGUGUGUGUGGAUAGGCUAAGGGGAUGUCCUGCUUUCACCAAAGGAACAACAGAAAGGGAAAACUUAGACAUCCAGAAGGGAGGAGAAUAAAUAAAUAAGUACAUACCCAUACAGUCUAUACAAACGGAUCAGAGGCUAAAAAAAAAAAAAAAAAAAGUUUAAAAUUGCGGCUGUCGGGGCACCAGCAGGGAAAUUCCAUUCUUAAUUUAAGGGGAAAGUGACUUCUACUGGAUAGGGAAAAGAAAAGUGAUAAAACCACAUGGAAGACUCACAGGAUUUAAAUGAACAAUCAGUAAAGAAAACGUGCACAGAAACAGAUGUUUCAGAGCCUCAGAAUUCCAGGUCUAUGGAAAUGCAGGACCUAGCAAGUCCUCAUACUCUUGUUGGAAGUAGUGAUACUCCUGGUAGCUCCAAACUGGACAAAUCUAAUCUCAGCAACACAUCAGUUACAACAAAUGGGACAGGAGGAGACACCAUGACUGUUUUAAAUACUGCAGACUGGUUGCUGAGUUGCAACACUCCUUCUUCUGCAACAAUGUCUCUUCUUGCAGUCAAAACAGAGCCGAUGAACAACAGUGAAACAACUACUACAACUGGAGAUGGAUCACUUGACACUUUUACUGGGUCAGUAAUAACAAGUAGUGGCUACAGUCCCAGAUCAACACAUCAGUAUUCCCCACAGUUGUAUCCCUCCAAGCCCUAUCCACACAUUCUUUCUACACCAGCAGCUCAAACAAUGUCUGCCUAUGCCGGGCAGACUCAGUAUUCAGGAAUGCAGCAGCCAGCAGUGUACACAGCCUACUCACAGACAGGACAACCUUACAGCUUACCCACUUACGAUUUAGGUGUGAUGUUGCCAGGCAUCAAGACAGAAAGCGGACUUUCACAAACCCAGUCACCACUACAGACGGGGUGCCUCAGUUACAGUCCAGGGUUUUCUACCCCCCAACCAGGCCAAACACCCUAUUCUUACCAAAUGCCAGGUUCUAGUUUUACACCAUCAUCUACUAUUUAUGCAAAUAAUUCUGUUUCCAAUUCAACGAAUUUCAGUAGCUCACAGCAGGAUUAUCCAUCCUAUACAGCCUUUGGCCAAAACCAGUAUGCACAGUAUUAUUCAGCAUCAACAUAUGGAGCAUAUAUGACUUCAAAUAACACAGCUGAUGGCACAUCUUCAUCGUCAUCAACUUAUCAGUUGCAGGAAUCUCUCCCUGGACUGACCAGUCAACCAGGAGAUUUUGAUACAGUGCAAAGCCCUUCCACACCCAUCAAAGACCUUGAUGAGAGAACAUGUAGGAGUUCUGGGUCAAAGUCUCGAGGAAGAGGCCGGAAGAAUAAUCCAUCACCUCCCCCAGACAGUGACUUGGAGCGUGUAUUUGUCUGGGAUUUGGAUGAAACCAUCAUCGUUUUUCACUCACUGCUCACAGGGUCCUAUGCACAGAAGUAUGGCAAGGAUCCCCCAAUGGCAGUCACCCUUGGACUACGAAUGGAGGAAAUGAUUUUUAACCUUGCUGACACACAUUUAUUUUUUAAUGACUUGGAGGAGUGUGAUCAAGUUCAUAUAGAUGAUGUUUCUUCUGAUGAUAAUGGUCAAGACUUAAGUACCUACAGUUUUGCAACUGAUGGCUUCCAUGCAGCUGCAAGUAGUGCAAACCUUUGUUUGCCAACAGGUGUUAGAGGAGGGGUUGACUGGAUGAGGAAGCUGGCUUUUCGUUACAGAAGAGUAAAAGAAUUAUAUAAUACCUACAAGAACAACGUAGGAGGACUCCUUGGCCCAGCUAAGAGAGAUGCAUGGCUGCAGUUAAGAGCAGAGAUUGAAGGUUUAACAGAUUCCUGGCUAACAAAUGCACUUAAAUCCUUAUCAAUUAUUAGUACUAGGAAUAACUGUGUAAAUGUCUUGGUUACAACAACUCAGCUUAUCCCAGCACUUGCAAAAGUCCUACUAUAUAGUUUGGGAGGUGCCUUUCCUAUUGAAAAUAUUUACAGUGCAACUAAAAUAGGAAAAGAAAGCUGUUUUGAGCGUAUAGUGUCCAGAUUUGGCACUAACAUAACUUAUGUUGUGAUUGGAGAUGGCCGAGAUGAGGAGCAUGCCGCUAACCAGCACAACAUGCCUUUUUGGAGGAUAUCAAGUCAUUCAGAUCUCUUGGCUCUUCAUCAAGCAUUGGAACUAGAGUAUUUGUAACUGUGUUCUAUUGUUGAAGAUCCGUUUUUUUUUUGUUGUUGUUGUUUGUUUUUGUUUUUUUUUUUAAUUUGUAUCUCAAGUACACUGAAUUUUUAUGUGUGAUUCAAUGCCUCUGGCUUUACACAUAUAAAUUGUCUUAAAGGAUGAAAUCACAUUUGGAAUGAAAAUUCCAGAAGGAAGAAUUCAGAUUGCUGAAUGGAGUUAAAACUUUAGUGCUACAGAAAGGAAGCUCUAUGGUCUUAUUUGUGCAACACUUUAAUGAAUUAUAAAACUGUGGAGGUUGCUGGUACACAUCGAAUGAGCCUAACUGGAGUUAAACAGCUUUAGCAAAGAACUCUUAUGUUGGCAAAGCAGCAACACACAUUUCCCGUCUGACAAAGUGGUGUUCAACAACAUUCCUCAAUAUGGGAUAUAUUCUCAGCACUGAGGUUUGAAUUAGACUUUAGCCUCCCUAACCCAGAAAAUCUGAAUUGAAAUGCACUCAGACUGUAUAAUGACAAUUCUGUCUAGAUCUGUAAUUUGUGUAAAUUAUUGAUGAAAAUAAUUUACUGUGACUUUAUUAGCAGCUGACUUUGGAAAUGGAUGCAAUUUUUUUUUUCUUUUGGGGGAGGAGGGGUGGGAGAAGGGAGGGGAAAAUGGGAAUAUAAUAUUGUCUCUUUUAUAAGUUUGGCAAACAGAAUGUGCAUACUGAUGUGCUGUGCCUUAAAGAUAAGACAAGACAGUGUUUGUGUGUUAAGAUGUAAACUUUGGUUAAAAUCUCUGUAGAUAAAGAAAAAAAACUUUGUGAUAAUUCUUGACAUGACCAAAUUUCAAAUUUAAGUUGUCAGAGCUCAAGACCGAAUCAAAUAAUAAUUAAAUAUUUGUUGCAAUGGGGGGGAGGGGAGGGAAAAAAAGAAAGUUUGUAUUUUUAUUUGGAUUCUGCAUAAUUCCACUGAUAGUAUGAGGCAAAACAAUAGCUCAUCCAAGCAUAAGUAGAAAGUUUGGGGGUGCAGCAGCUAGGUGGAGCAAUGGAUAGAGCACCAGCCCUGAAGUCAGAAAGACCUGAUUUCAAAUGUGACUUCAGACACUUAACUUCCUGGCUCUGUGACCCUGGGCAAGUCACUUAACCUCAAUUGCCUCAAAAAAAAAAAAAAAAAAAAAGAAAGAAAGAAAGAAAAAAGAAAGAAAGUUUGAGGGAGAUGGCAAUGAUUUUGGGGACCUUUGCUUUGGAAGUGGAAUAGAUGUUUAAGUCUUGAGCAAACUCUCUAUAUUUUUGCAUGAGAAAAUCAAGGGCCAUAUUCAUGGUUAUUUGCACUGUUUUGAGUUUAAAUUUGUUAGGGAUGUGUGUCAUGGAGGAAAAACCACCCUCAUGAAAAACCAAUAUUUGUUACCUAGUAAUAGGUCUCCUGAUCCUGUUCAUGGAAUGAGCUGAAAUUGAAAAGAAAAAUAAAUUUGUAUUCUCCUUCCCCCAAAACAGGAUUAAUCCAAUAGUUUAAGUAAGCCACGUGCUCCUAAUAAGAAGUGUUCUCUAGGAAAAGUAAAACUGUGUGAACUUCCCAUAGGGCAGUAUCAAAUAAUCAUUAUGUCACACUGAUCGUGGCAAUGUUAUUUUAUUAGAGUCAACCCUGUUCUUAUAUAUUUUUUCAUUUAUUUUCUGACUUUUGAAGGCUUGUGUGUUUACCCUUUUCUAUUUCUUAUCAGUAUUGUAACACUACAAGAAUCCCCCUCAUUUAUGCCUGUGUGCUUGCAUUGUUUUCAUGAGUGACCCAGAUUGAUAAUUCAGUAGAGUUUCUCCUGCUGCUCUCUGAUGGUUUUCCCCUAAUGAUCCUUAUUUCAGAGUCCUAAAAAAUCAAAAUGUCUGGGUGACUCUUGUACCCACAGUUCUUUGUUAAAGUAUGUCCACUGUCCAACCAUAGACAUCAUCCCACCUAACCAUGCGAAGUCUAAGACUUAUUAUGACUUUUGAAAUUUUUAUAGCAGCAGACUUUCAUGGCUUAGAUAAUGAUGGCACCCCAGUCUAUCUACCAAAAUAUAAUUUUUAGAAAUGUUCUUUGAAAAUACUACACUGAAAAGCUAUCCUUUGUCUGUAGUAACCAAAGAGAAAAUGAAACCAUCCUGUCUUAUAUAAGACUAUCAAGCCAUUAUAAAACCUGAACUCAAGCUUUGAAUUAUAUACAAUUUUUGUCCCUGACACAAUAAAUCUUUUAGAGUCAAGUUGAGAAAAUUCUACACAAGUUCUUGGAUUGAGACAGUAUAGCAAAGUCAAACUAUUUUACUCAGCAUUAAAUCAACCAACUGAGUAUGUGAGAGAUUUCAUGCCCUCUUAUCUAGUUAUAAGAACUUCAAACAAUUGCUCAGCAGAUAUCCCUGAAGGAUAGUAUUCUAAUGCUACAUCACAAGUUUGUAUUCUUCACCAUACUAAGAAAGGAAUUCUAAUGUUGCCAAACUACUGGUUCAAAAAGGAAAGUCCGUUGGAAUGGAAAAGAAACAGAGAGUUUGGGGCACCUAUAAUUUUGGUUUCAUGUGCAUCUUGUUUACUGAGAGCCAUCAGACCAAAGACAAGGAUAGCAACAAUCUGUUUAUCUUGUUAUACCCUUAGGUAAUUAAACAGGGCCAACUCAGCCUAAUGAAUAGGACUUUGAAUAUGUUUUAAACUAUUAAAUUUAUCUUUCCUAUCAAUCAUAGUCAAAAAACACUUCCCCAUCCCUAAUAUAUAGACACGCGUGUGUAUAUACAUAUACACAGACAUAUACACAAAGGUCCCCUUUCUAAUCUGGAGGAGGGAGGGGAGAAAAAAUGUUGGCAGUUGCCAUACACUAUUUAAGUAUAGGAUCUUGUGCCUUAUUAUGACUACUUUGAAUGACAUUCUAUAAACAAAAUGGAUUUUCAGCUACUGUACAAAUAUGAACUUUGUAUAGUACUAGAAAUAAUAACCAUGUUUAGUGUUGCACCUGAAGAAUAUUAAUAGAGUAUAAUUUUAGUAACCAAAUAUAGGUAGUCAGUACCUUAGGAUAUGGAAGUAAGCUAAUUUACACAGUAAAAUUGAAUAAAUCAAGGCCAGAGGUAACAUCAUUUAGAAACACAUGCAAUUUUACACACAGAGAAAUAGGUGACAAAUGUCACUCUGAAUUUGAUUAACUUAGAAUCUCCUAAAACAAAUAUUCAAAAUAGCUGCCACAGCAUGUUCCCCUAUGAAUUCACUUCCCUCUCUGCACAUUUGCUUAUGACAAGCCUACAUUCUGAGUGAAUACGGUUAUUUAGUCUCUGUAAGGGAAAACAAGCAUUGUGAGCCAAAGCUGCAUUUUGACUCCCAAUAAUAGAAACAUUUUGGAAAUCAUAACUAAUCAAAAUCAAGAAUCUCUGUCAUGUAUUAGUAAGAUAGUUUAUAUUGGGGCCUACAUAAUUUAAAGAAAUGUAAAUUAAUAUUAAAAGCUUGUAAAAAUAUGUACAUCUUUACUAUUUCUCAAUAAAUACAUUUGGAAAUGUUGUCAUUUUCUGCACCUUC